AUGAUCGACAUCUCUGCCUCCUCGGCCGACCACCACACAGGCCACACCGAUUCUGGAUCAGUGCCGGCUCUAGAGCCCCCGCAGGACUAUGAUCACGGGCAAUCAGACCAUGGCCACAGCCAUCAUCAUCACCCUGGGGGCCACCAAGAUCCAGAUAUAUUAUUUCCCAUUCCAGCUACAUAUCUAGACCAGACAGGCAACAUCAAUGCCACAAAUUCUAGUUUGCCAUUUCUCUCCUACGGGAGCUUCCCUGAAAAUGCUCAGCAGAGGCGGAGACCGACUCAGUAUGUGGAGGAUGCCUUCCAGGGUGUCUUUGGGGUGAUCAUUGUCGUUCUUAUGGUGUUCUUUUUAGUGGGUGUGGUUCUUCAGUGA
Messenger RNA from Penicillium macrosclerotiorum, 372 nucleotides. RefSeq lists its product as uncharacterized. The coding region runs from base 1 to 372 and encodes 123 amino acids. Lineage: Eukaryota; Fungi; Ascomycota; Eurotiomycetes; Eurotiales; Aspergillaceae. The record is from RefSeq and is a predicted model, not a curated record. The transcript has 2 exons.